AGAGAAUGCCACCCAGAAGAUAACAGCAGAAUGCAGUGAAUCUGGCACCUGGAAAACUACUCUCCUUGAGACUGGAGCCUCUGAUCCAGCCACGAUGCCUGGUGACCAGAAUGGAACCUGGGAGAUGGAGAGCAAUGACAACUUUGAAGGCUACAUGAAGGCAUUAGGUAUUGAUUUUGCCACCCGCAAGAUUGCCAAGCACCUAUCUCAGACAAAGAUAAUUGAUCAAGAUGGUGAUAACUUCAAGACUAAAACAAACAGCACAUUCCGGAACUAUGAUUUGGAUUUCACUGUUGGAGUUGAAUUUGAUGAGUUCACUAAAGGCCUGGAUGAUAGGCACGUUAAGACUCUAGUGAUCUGGGAAGGAGAUAAGCUGGUGUGUGUGCAGAAGGGAGAGAAGAAGAACCGAGGGUGGAAACAGUGGGUCGAAGGAGACAGACUGCACUUGGAGCUGACGUGUGAAGACCAAGUAUGCCAUCAAGUAUUUAAAAAGAAGUAACUGUUGAUCAGGAGACCUGUUGAGUUACCAGUUAGAAAUUAUUUCAUGUAUUUUGUAAAAAAAAAAAUAAAAAAAGCUUCAGAACUUCCUCCUACUCUCGAAAAAGCCUCAGCGAUGUGUCUGUGUGAAGUUUUAAACAGAGGCAAAUGUGUGAGAGUGACGAACAAAUAUUUCCUCUUUUGUGAUCUGGCAUUACAUUAAAAAUCACUUUUUUUUAAAGACA
Molecule: messenger RNA, 722 nt
Organism: Monodelphis domestica (gray short-tailed opossum)
Lineage: Eukaryota; Metazoa; Chordata; Mammalia; Didelphimorphia; Didelphidae
Gene: RBP2
Product: retinol binding protein 2
Molecular function (GO): lipid binding
Source: RefSeq, a predicted model, not a curated record